Molecule: messenger RNA, 2665 nt
Organism: Bufo gargarizans (Asiatic toad)
Lineage: Eukaryota; Metazoa; Chordata; Amphibia; Anura; Bufonidae
Gene: SPSB1
Product: splA/ryanodine receptor domain and SOCS box containing 1
Biological process (GO): proteasome-mediated ubiquitin-dependent protein catabolic process
Cellular component (GO): SCF ubiquitin ligase complex
Molecular function (GO): protein binding
Source: RefSeq, a predicted model, not a curated record
GCUCCAGGUUCUGGGGGACGCAGAAUCAGCUGCACAGGAGGGAGGCGGGAGGGAGCGAGUCCGCCGGCCUGGUCUCGGCCUAGGCUCUAAGUGUGGGCUACGGCUUCAGCCCCGCAGGUUACGUACACUGCUCCUGGGGGCGCCAGAGAGGGCCCCGACCAGCCAGUCCUGACCAUUAACCUCUACUGGACAGUGAACAUCAGGAGGCUGGACAACUGAAUGAGAUUGCCUCUGGAACUAUAAAGGUGAACCUGUGGUGGAAUAUGGGUCAGAAAGUCACAGGAGGGAUUAAGACAGUGGACAUGAGGGACCCAGCGUACAGGCCACUGAAGCAGGAUCUCCAGGGUCUGGACUACAGUAAACCUGCUCGCCUGGACCUCUUGUUGGACAUGCCUCCAGUGUCACGUGAAGUACAGCUCCAGCAUUCAUGGAAUAAUAACGAUCGAUCGCUCAAUGUCUUUGUCAAAGAGGAUGACAAACUUGUUUUUCACCGGCAUCCGGUGGCACAGAGCACUGACGCCAUUCGUGGCAAAACUGGUUAUACACGAGGCCUGCAUGUGUGGGAGAUGACAUGGGUCAUGAGACAGCGAGGGACUCAUGCCGUCGUUGGAGUAGCAACUGCAGAUGCUCCGCUCCAUUCUGUGGGCUACACAACACUCAUAGGAAGCAAUGGGAAAUCCUGGGGAUGGGACUUGGGUAGGAAUAAACUGUAUCAUGAUGGCAAAAAUCAGCCGAGUAGAACAUACCCUGCUUUUCUGGAGCCUGACGAAACCUUUAUCGUGCCAGAUUCUUUCCUGGUGGUACUAGACAUGGAUGACGGUACACUGAGCUUCAUUGUGGAUGGACAGUACAUGGGCACUGCAUUUAGAGGAUUAAAGGGAAAGAAACUGUACCCAGUCGUCAGUGCGGUGUGGGGCCACUGUGAAAUCAGAAUGCGAUACAUAAAUGGACUAGACCCGGAGCCCCUUCCUCUGAUGGACUUGUGUCGACGAGCUGUUCGCCUUGCACUGGGAAAAGAGAGACUAAAUGAAAUACAGACUCUUCCAUUGCCAGCGUCCCUUAAAGGUUACCUACUGUACCACUGACCAUCCAUACUACUGCCACCAUGGACUAGCCACCCAGUGCUAUGCAUCCCAAGACUGUUAAUGCUUGUUGGUAGGAAGAUGGUGGUACAGUUUCCUCACGUGCAUGCUUCCAACUAUGAAAUACCUCCAAGUUUUAUCUUUCUGGGAUCUCGCAACAGUUGAGUUUUGUAUGAAGGACAUCUGAAUGUUGCGUGUGAAUUAGAGACGUGCUUCAUGUGUAAUGAAUCAUGUGACCAAUUUCCUUUUUUUAACUUAAUGGUCUUUUGAACAGGAAGACUUUCUCCUUAACGCCCUAUGAAGGGCUCUUAUGUAUGUCCUAUCCAUUUUAAAUGUUUGUCUUGUCCUUUUUACUGUUGUGCCUCAAAACUUGCCGCUCCCGGUAUUGUUUCCUCAUUUUACAUGGCUUGUAUUGGCUGUAGGACCCUGCACUGCUACCUGGUCUUGCUGUUUGAGGGUUGGGUGUUGCCUGUUAUGUUUGGUAGAUGCACAUAGGCAGAUGGUCUACAUAUUGGAACAGGAGAGCGCGCACUAGUAUAAUGGCUGAGAUUGGGAGGUUGACUCAAAAAACAAUUUAACUGGACUUUCACUUGCUGCCUGUUGGCCAGUGCCCAUUGUAUGAGACCUGUUGCAGAAGCAAUCCCCAUGCCACUGGGUACAGAAGUGCAGUAUAAAGCUGAAGGGGUUGUCUGGUAUCAGAAAAAUCUGGUCUGCCUUUUGUUUCUACAAACAGUGCCACUCUUGCCUAUGGGCAGUGUCUGGUAUUGUAGCUUAUCCCCAGGCAUGAGAUGCAUUAGUUAUGCCCAUCUCUAAUCCCAGAUGACCUCAGUAAUCCAUUAUGUUGCAUGUAGAAAGUCCAUCAGAGUAGGGCCUCCAUAACUUCUUGGCUCUAGGCCAUACUUCUAUAUUGGCCAGUCUGGCACUCUGGACUGGAGCCAGUUGGAUACAAUCAGCCAGCAAUGCCAUUGGCUUUUUUGCCACAUGCCAUGUAGAUGGCAGAAGGAAGCAAUAUAUGCACAGGUACAGUGGGUAAUGUUUUUAUGUGUUUUUGUAGGUAUGUGAAUUGUGAGAAGUGCAUCGGUCACCCAGUCACACUACUGAGGCAGCGAGCUUGCGCCGGACGGUUUCUGCACCUAAUAGCAUUACAUCCUUUCUCUAUGGCCAUAUCACUUGUGCGUAGAACAUUGCUUCAGCCCAAAAAAUGGCUGUCUCCUUGAGGGUGACAGGUGCACUAUAAAACGCUGCUGCUGUAGGGUACAUAAAGAGAAAAUGGACUUAUAAAAAAAAUGUAAGAAAUGCACAACAAUGCCAAUCCAGUUGGGGGUGACUCCUGUGCUAGCGUCACUUUGCUUGUAAGUGGUUUUAUUUUGAUGGACUUUUGCUGCAUUGCACAAAUUGGACAGACUUUUACAAUAUUUUCUUGAGGUUUCUAACUUUUUUCCUGUGCAAGUCUUCCACCUCCAAAGUGGCUUAGUGAGUCCCCCCUACUGUAUGAAAUGUUGCCUGUACAGUUUUAAUCUCUUUAUAAUUCUGUAGAUAAUAAAUUCUCUAAUAAAGAAAUAGUUUAAGUAUAAGAUGUGUUG